CCUCCUUCUGGUCCUUUCCGUCUUUGCGCGGUUCGCAACAUUUUAGGUUAGUAAACAAACAGUAAAAUCAAAUUACAAAAUAAUAUUUACAACUACUUGAAAGUCUUGAACAGUGAAGUGUAAAAACAGUCAAAAUGCUUAUAGAUAAUCUUCAAACUCGUAAGUUAAAUAUAAUAUAACAUUGUAUCUAUUGUCUAAUAAAUAAUAUAAUUGCUGGUCACAGUUAUUCUGGGCUUUCGGCUCUAGGAGUUUUACCCCUCGGCCAGGAUACAGGAAAAUUGAUUUAAAUAAAGAAUAUUUACAGUUUACACCAUUAGCCUUCUUUAGUAGUUAUCACAGAGUAAUAAUAAUAAUAGGUACCAAUAGUUCUUUCUGGAAGUUGUAAAAACGUUUAGUGGUCAAUUGUAAUAUACUUAAAUGAAAUAAUUGAAUAGGUACUUUUAUUAGCAUUUUAUUAUAUAAGAUUUAUUUAUAUUCACCAUGACUUUAGAUACUGUCACAGUGAUGGAACCAAUGACCAAUGAAGAAGUUGGAAUGAAACGAAAAAAGAAACAAAAUAAUGAUGGAAGCAAAAGAAUUAAACCUCCUACGGCUGAGGAGCUAAAUAAACUUCGGGAGACAGAAAACCUUUUCUUAUCAAAUAUGUUUCGUCUACAAAUAGACGAAAUGUUAAAAGAAGUGAAACCAAAGCAAUCUACAAUGGACAAAAUCAAUGAAUGGUUUGACAAGUUUACAGUAGCUUUGGUACAAGAUAUGGACACAUCCUGUUACAAAAAAGUAUAUUUAUUUAGUUGUAUUAUUUUAUGCUUUUAUUUUUCUAAAUUAUUAAAAUUAUUUGACCAUACUUAUUUGGUAUUGAGCAGAGAAAGAAAUGUAUUGGUUGAACUCAAUGCUUGAAUUCGAAAAAUAAUAUUAGAGUUUCUUCUGAGUAAAAUCAAAAAAUUAAAAAAAAAAAAUCAGUAUUCCAUCUCCCUGCUCCCUGUUAAUUCAACAAUUUACUGUACUUUUUUGUUUUUUCUCUGUGCAAACACAAUUUUGCACAAAUCAGUAUCAUUCAUCAGAAAUAAUUAAAGAGCUCUGUAAUAUUCACCUAAUACUUAAAUAUUUGUUAUAUUUGGUAUUAUUUUUAAAUUGAUUAUAAGUACUUAUUUGAAAAUCGUUACAUAGAAAGGUAUUUACAUCAUUGUUCCAAAAUUUGAUAAAAGAUUUUCUUUUCAAGAUGUGGAUAUGUAAAUAUAAAAAUAUUGAUUUAAACACAAUUUGUUUUUAUAAUUAGUCAUUUUGACAAAACAGAUAAAAAUUAUAAACUAUUUUAUAGUUAACUAAUACAAAUUUAGGUACUUUCCUAUUAUUUCGACUACCUAACCUGCUAUAAUCAAUCCUGUUAUCCAGACUACUGCAUUUUGAUAAUAAAUUAAUUUGAGACAUGAUUUGAAUAAAUAAGUAAACAUUCAUUUAGGAACACAUAUUAUAUUAUAUUUUUAAACAAAAUUAAAAAAAUAAUAAAUUGUAGAAGAUAUUAAAAUUGUUAAUAAUUAAUAUUAUGAAUUUUUGUGGAGGGAAGUACUUUGCUGUCCUAACAAAUAAAUAAAACUGAAAAAAAUUGUGUAGCAUCUGUUAAAAUUGUAAAUAAUUAUAAUAUUCAAUAUUUCUAAACUUAAGAUCAAAUUGAAAAUCAAAUCCAAUUGUUUAUUUAUUUAUUUAAUAUGAUACAGAUUACAAUGCAGGAAUUUCCAUGUUAUCUUAAAUUACACAUUGAAUUUAUUUAUUUUAAUUUAAUACAUUUAUAUUUAUUUUUAAAUCAAAUUGUAUUUACGCGGUAGUUAACAUUUAUAUUUAUAUUCAUAGUUGAUUUUAGUUAACCAACCAUAUACUAGGUGUUGUUGGAAAUAUAUAUAUUGGUAGUUGAGAUAACAUGAUUGAUUAUAGCAGGGGUAGUCUUGGAAAUAUAUAUAUUGGUAGUCGGGAUAAACAGAAAUUAUGCCUCAAAUUAUCAAAGAAUGAGCCCACCUAGAAUAAUAUUAUCUUUGAAAUGAUUUAUUAUUAUCUCGCCUACCGCAAAUAAAAAGAUCAUAUCUCGCUUUUUAUAAAAUAUUUACUUAAUACUACUAAAAAGUUUAAAAAAAAAAAAAUGUUAGACCGGUUCAAGUCCCAAAUAUUACAAUGCUAAAACGUUAAAAAAAGUGAUAUACACAACUUUACUUUGUGACGGACAAUACUCAGGAUUUUAACUAAAUUACCCUAUAUGUCUUAACUUAAAUAAUUUCUCAUAAUGGCUAAUGAGUCUUUUGAAAAUGAUACUUAAUAUAUUUGUUUAUAGGAGUUUUUAUCCAAUGUUAAUAUAUCUGAAAUAUGUGCACCAUUCCAUCUGAACCCUCUAAAUAAUAUAGAUGGGACAUUUCGUUUUACUAAGCCAUGUUCUACAAAAAUUGUUGGUUCAUAUUCUAUAGGAACAUCGUUAAUGCCAUUACUUAAAGUUGAUGUUUCAAUUAUAAUGGGAAAAGUAAGUAUCAUAUUAAAGUAAAAUGUGUAAUUAGUCAAUGUUGAAUAUUUUUAUACUUUUACAAUUUUUCAGUCAUUUUUUAAUAAGAAAGACUAUUCCGAUGAAAAAUAUUUACGUAAAAAAGCCUUUUACUUACACUGCCUUGCUAAAGAACUUAUUAAAGUACCACAAUUAAUUGACAAUGAUGUUCAAUUUUCUCAUGAUGGUCAUUCAUAUUAUUCACCAGCACUUAUUGUAAAACCAGCUGAUAGUUUAGGUAAAAAAUGUUGUUUCUGUCUAAGAGUUGUUCCUGAAAGCAAUAUUUAUAGUUUAAAUAAAUUUUCUCCAAGCAACAACAAUAUUGAUCCACAGUGGUAUUUUAAUAGUAGUUUAAAAAAUGGUAAAUUGUUUAUUUCUUUAAUUUACUUAUUAGACAAAAUAAAUUAUAAUUUUGUUUAAAAUAUAGAUUCAAACAAUUACUCUACGCCUUAUUACAAUUCACUCAUAUUACAAGAUUUGGUAAUUGAUGAAAAUACAGUUUUACUUAAAGAAAUUGUGGAUGCCAAUCAAAAUGUUCAAGAUGCUUUGAUUUUGUUAAAAAUAUGGUUAAAACAAAAAAGUCUUGGGGUAAUACCAAUACUUAUUUUUGAUUUACAAUAUUAUAAGUAAUUUUUAAAAUUUUGAUUUUAGGGAAUUGGAAAUAUUACAAACUUUAUAUUAUUCAUGUAUGUGGUGUACUUAUUUAAGAACCAUAAAGUAAAUAAAUUUAUGAGUAGCUAUCAAAUUAUUCGGAAUGUUUGGCUAAAUUUUGGUAUGCUAUUUUCUUAUACAAUUUUCUUUUUAUUAUAAUCAUUGAGAAUAUUAUUGUACUUUUUAGGACAAAGCGAUUGGCUUAAUGAUGGCAUUACAUUAGUGGAUAGUGAUAGUAAAAAGGAUGUCAAAUUACCAAUAAUAUCUGAUUUUCAUUCAGCAUUUCAAGUUGUAUUUGUUGAUUCAUCUGGUUACUUGAACUUAUGUGCUAAUGUUUUUAAAUCCAACUAUAUUCAUGUAAGUCAAAUUUGUAAUUAAUGUCUGAAUUUUUAUCAUUUAUCAAGUAAAUAUUUUUUUUUACAGAUAAAAAAUGAAUGUAAUUUUGCUGUCGAAAUGUUAGAUAACUCAAAAAUGAAUUCAUUCUCAUGUUUGUUUUUAACCAAAGCUUCUUUUCUUCAGCAGUUUGAUCAUUAUAUCAAGUAAUUAUAUCGUUUUACAUAUUUUCUAGUUUUAAACAUUAUUGAAUAGUAUUAUACCAAUUAUGUUCAAUAUAAAAAAUACUAUUUUAUAAUUUUAUAGACUUCUUUUAUUAUUUUUAUUUGUGUUGUUUUCAUCAAAUUGUAAGCAAUUUUCAAAAAAAAAAAUAUUUUAUUGCUUCAAAAGUUAAGUUAUAUAAAUGUUUGAAUAAUACGCAAUAGUGUCCAUGAGUAAUAUUUACAUACAUUUUUUCAUAAUACUGUAUACUAAUAUUCUAUUAAACUAUCUAAAUAUUUACUAUAUAUUUUUUUUUUUUUAGUUUUAAUGACAUCAAUGUUAUACAAAGUAUAGUUAAUCAGCACAGCAGUAAAAAACUAAAAUUAGACUAUAGAGAGGAUUUGGCAUUACAAUUUCAGAAAAUCAUCGAACCAUUAUUGAUUUUUAGUCUUGGUGAUCGAAUUAGUGACAUGUGUUUUAAUAUUUUUCAAAAAUCUGUUGAUAUAAAAAAAAUUGAAGAACCGUGUAGUAAUUUUUUAAUUGGUCUAAAGUUAAAUUCAUUAAAAGCAAAUUCAGUUGUUGAACGUGGUCCAACUGCAAAUUUACCUGAGGUAAUUUUUUAGAUUUGUUUACUUUAAUUAGCAUUAUUAUAAUUAAUCUAAUUAAUUUUGUUAUUGUAGGCUAAAGAAUUUCGUUCAUUUUGGGGAGAGAAAUCUCAAUUGAGACGUUUUAAAGAUGGAGAAGUUUGUGAAGCAGUUGUUUGGGCCGAAAGCAAAUCAGCUUUAAGCAAAAAACGUUGUGUAACAAGAGAUAUUGUGCAAUAUGUAUUUUCACAUAAAUUAUCAAUAUCCCCAGAAAAGUUUAUUUAUAUUGCUGAUCAAGCAGAAACAGUUUUACAAAAUCCUUUUGUAAGUUUACAAGUAUCAAAUUUAUAACUCAUAUUACAAAAUACAUUGUGUACUGGUCAAAUAGAUAAUUAAGUUCAAAAUAUGAUUUCUAAGUAUUAAUAUAUUUAAAAUUAUAUUGAUUUUUUUUAUUAACAAUAAUACUAAUUAUAUAAAUGUAUGUUAAGAAUUACAAUAUUACAUUCUUUAUAUUAUUAGAAACUCAAUAAUAAUUAAUGUUAGACUUCUAUGUUAUUAUGGUUAAUACAAUAAUCUGUUCAAAAUAUAUUAUUAAUUUAUUAUAUAAAAAAUCAAAUUUACUACAUUUAUUUCUAUAAGUUGUUUAUUAUUUAAUAAUUAAUAAUUUUAGAUAUUACCAAUUGGUUUUGAUUAUGGUACUGGAGAAGGAGCAAGUUUAUGUUGUAUUGAUAGUUUUAAUGAAGUGGGUAAAACAAUUAGGCAGCUUGAAGGGUUGCCUUUAACUGUGAAUUCUGUUCAAGGAAUAUCACCUGUAUUGAGAUAUACUGACGUUAUUCCACCGUUGUCUAGAACUCACAUGGAUAGUAAAAAAAAGAAGAAUACUAAAGGGAAUUGUAUAUUAGCACCUACAGAAGAUGAAAUAAAAAUAGCACUUGGUUUUAUUGAACCAAUUGAAGGUAUAUACUUUAUAGAUUCUUAUAAUUUUAUUGUUUUUUUCAAUUUUUUGGAAUUUAGGUGUAUUACAAUUUGCAUCCAGUGGAAAAUGGCCCAAUGAAUUAAACGCAGUCAAAAGAAUGAUAACAGCAUUUUAUAUUAAUCUAGCUGCAAGGUUAAAUAAGGAAUGUCAUUUAAUUGCUCAACCUUUUAUAAAUCAUAUAGAUAUUAUGAAAGUAUGUUUUAGAAUCUAAAUUAAUCGAGAAUAUUAUUUUGUAAACAAAUUAUAAUUUUUCUUUUAGAAUGGUUUUGUAUUUCGAUUUCGUAUUUAUUAUCCUGGGCAAAUAUCGUUGCUUAAAAAAGAAGUUUUGCCUGAUGGUAUGAUAAGAUAUAGAGAUACUGAAGAGUCUUUGAUUUUAGAACGAUCCAUGAUCCAGUUACCUACAUUAACAAGUUCAAUACAUGGGUAAUUAAAACGUUUCUUUUAAAUGUAUAUUUACGUAUAAUCUUAAAUAAUUUAUUUUCAGACUUCAUAUGCAGUAUCCAUCAUACGGACCAACUUGCUGUUUAGCUAAGCGAUGGCUUAGAAGCCAGUUAAUUGAUAACUCUCAUUUCCCAGAUAUAUGUGUUGAAUUAAUUGUGGCUAGCUACUAUCUACAGCCAGAGCCAUUCAAAGUAACUUCUCAACCAACUAUUGGUUUACUACACUUCUUGCGAAAAUUAUCUUCAACUGAUUGGUUUAGAGAAUUUAUCAUUAUUAAUUUCAACAAUGACAUUUCAAGUACUUAACUAAUUGUGCAUUUAAUUAUUCAAUUGAUUUAAUCAUUCAAACGAGAUUUAAAUAUUUUUUGUUUAUUUUUUAAUUUGCAGAAGAUCACAUUUCAACAUUAGAAUGCACUAUUGCUAGUCAACAAGAUUAUUCUUCAAGACCUGCUAUGUUGUUAGUUACACCUUAUGACUUGGAUGGUACCUCAUGGACAAAAGAAGCACCUACAUUCACAAUACUUGCUCGUCUUAUGCAUUUGUCCAGAAAUGCUUUAUCCACAGCUGAAGAAAGUUUAUUAAAUGAUGGCUCAGUAGAAAACUUAAAAGUAAGUAAAUAUAUAUUAUGUAUGUAAAAAAAAAAACUAUACAUAACAUGGUAGAGCAGUCAUACCAAAUUACCAAUUAAUAAUAUUGCUAAGCUAUUACUUCUAUCUUAAGUUAAUUAAGUAGUUUAGCGAUGAAUUUAUCAUAUCUCAAUUAUAAUUAUUAAUGUGUUCUCAUUAAUUGUUGAGACAUAAUAGCUUAAAGUUAAAAUCACUCAAAUUAGUGACUCAUAGUAACAAUGGGGAAAAAAAAUGUAUUACAAUUUUGGUUUUUUUUUUUUUUUUAGCAAAUAUUUAGACCAUCGUUACAUGAAUAUGAUAUAAUAAUAACACUGAAGAAUAUAAUGAACCCACUUAGACAUAUGGCUAUUGAUGCUAAAAUGGCUAAAGUUUAUACAUUAGAACCACCUAAUGAUGAAGAAAAAAUUCCAAUAGUUGGGUUAAAUCCAGUUCAAGAGUUAUUAAAUAUACUUAGGGUAUUGAACAUUUAAUAAAAGAUUAUACCAAUUAUUUUAGUUUAAAUUUAAACAAAUAUUAUAAAUCUAUUUUCAGGAUUGUUAUUCUAAGUAUGCAUUAUUUUUCCACGAUACAUACGGUGGCAAUGUAAUUGGAAUUGUAUUUAAACCUGAUGUAUUCAAUGCAACUGAUUUUAAAGUAAAUACUACUCAGUACAUAUUUUUGUAUACUUAUAAGUUAUAAUAUAUAAAAAAAGUUAACAAUUUGUAUUUUCUUUAUUUUGUUGUAGGUAACUAAUGUCAAUGGACAAAAAUUAGUAAAGUCUUUAAAUAGUAGAAAACAGGUAGAGUUCAAUUUAGAUGCAUUCAUUGAAGAUAUUCAUGUACAUGGUGGUUUUAUUGUGAAAGAAAUUGAAAAAUGUAACAAAUCACUGUUCUGAUAGAUCAAUUUAUAUCUAAUUAAACAAUUGUUGUACUAACAUGUAUUUGAUUUAAUUAAACAAAAUUUUUUACAUCUCAAC
Cinara cedri is the source of this 7287-nucleotide messenger RNA. NCBI's taxonomy places the organism in Eukaryota, Metazoa, Arthropoda, Insecta, Hemiptera, Aphididae. The record is from the annotation of a GenBank genome assembly.